GCAGCCCAUUUACCAACGUCAUCAAAACGCGCUCUACAGAAAGCUGUUCAAGCGGUUUUGACUGCAGUCUCCAAAAAUGUCCCGUCGAUAUGAUUCCCGAACAACCAUCUUCUCACCAGAGGGGCGUCUGUAUCAGGUUGAGUACGCCAUGGAAGCCAUCGGCCACGCCGGCACCUGCCUGGGAAUUUUAGCCAAUGACGGAGUGCUGCUGGCUGCUGAGAGGAGGAACAUUCACAAGUUGCUGGAUGAAGUGUUUUUCUCAGAGAAAAUCUACAAGUUGAAUGAAGACAUGGCGUGCAGCGUGGCAGGAAUCACAUCAGAUGCCAACGUGCUGACCAACGAGCUGAGACUUAUAGCACAGAGGUACCUGCUGCAGUACCAGGAGCCAAUCCCCUGCGAGCAGCUGGUCACAGCUUUGUGUGACAUCAAACAGGCCUACACCCAGUUUGGAGGAAAACGUCCCUUUGGAGUCUCGCUGCUCUACAUGGGCUGGGAUAAACACUAUGGCUUCCAGCUCUACCAGAGUGACCCCAGUGGAAACUACGGAGGCUGGAAGGCCACCUGCAUCGGAAACAACAGCGCCGCAGCUGUCUCCAUGUUGAAGCAGGACUUCAAGGAGGGAGAGAUGACUCUUUCUGCAGCUCUUGCUCUUGCCAUUAAAGUUCUCAAUAAAACCAUGGACGUCAGCAAGCUGUCUGCAGAGAAAGUGGAGAUCGCCACGCUGACCCGCGACAACGGCAAGACCUGCAUCAAAGUGCUGAAGCUGAAGGAAGUGGAGGAACUGAUCAAGAAGCACGAAGCAGAAGAGGCCAAAGCUGAGAAAGACAAGAAAGAGAAGGAGCAGAAAGAGAAGGACAAGUAGAGAGAGUUUUGUGUGUGAGAACGAAUGUGAGCUUGCGAGUGUGGAUGUAAAAACUGAGUCAUCAGGUAUGUUUGCAUUUAUGUUGUUUCUUAAAAUAAAUCCAGGUGUUCAACUAUUGACUCUCGA
Chelmon rostratus (copperband butterflyfish) is the source of this 988-nucleotide messenger RNA. RefSeq names its product proteasome 20S subunit alpha 4 (gene psma4). NCBI's taxonomy places the organism in Eukaryota, Metazoa, Chordata, Actinopteri, Chaetodontiformes, Chaetodontidae. The transcript has 9 exons. Gene Ontology annotation, cellular component: cytosol; proteasome core complex; nucleus. The coding region runs from base 77 to 862 and encodes 261 amino acids. Gene Ontology annotation, biological process: ubiquitin-dependent protein catabolic process. The record is from RefSeq and is a predicted model, not a curated record.